AUGGGAAUCGAGAGCGGUGCUUUGCAAGAGCGCCUCCAGAGGUGGGCUCAACGGCUGAAGAAUCUCACAAUCUCACCGCUCACGCGAGACUAUCCCGAAUCCACGUCCACAGGGUCGUCCAAGCGAGCGAUUGAGGCAUUCGAGUCGUUAAAGCUCACUUCCGACGAGCAAUCGGCUGUAAAGAAGCUCUGUAAAUCCAAGGAGUCGACGUUUCUAGUUUUCCUCACUGCUCUCGUCGUCAUAGUCAGCCGAUUGACUGGGGACGAGGAUAUCGCCCUGGGGACAAGCUCUGAGAACGAUGGACGCCCGUUCGUAUUGCGCAUUCCGAUCAACCACAGCGAAACAUUUGCCCAAUUGCUUGACAGGGUGACCAAGAUAUAUGAAGAGAGCGUUUCGGAUAUUGUUCCACUAAGAACUCUUCGGACUCACAUCCAGAAGGCGUCUAAGCUCGAGCAGGAGCCAGUCCUCUUCCGUUUCGCCGCAUACGAUGCCCCCGCAGCGUCUCAGGAGUACCCUGCAAACACCUUCGAGACCACCGAUCUGCUCUUGAAUAUUGCAUCUACAGACUUUGAAGUGGGCGGCUAUUACAACCAGCGUCUCUUCUCCAGUGUUAGGAUCGCCACGAUACUUGCACAGAUCGUUCGUCUGGUGUACAAUGCAUCCCUCAACCCAGACGAAGCCAUUGGAAGGAUUGAGUUCCUUACAGAGUCUCAACGGGCUCUCCUACCAGACCCAACAAGCGAUCUGCACUGGUCUGAGUUCCGAGGAGGGAUUCACGAUAUCUUUUCUCGCAAUGCUGAGGCUCAUCCUGAAAAGCUUUGCGUUGUCGAGACCAAAUCUGCCUAUAACCCGCAUCGCGAAUUUACUUACCGACAAAUUCAUGAAGCUUCCAAUAUCCUUGCACACCAUCUUGUCCAGUCAGGUGUAGAAAGAGGCGAGGUCGUCAUGGUAUAUGCCCAUCGUGGUGUAGACCUUGUCGUUGCGGUUAUGGGUAUCUUGAAGGCUGGUGGAACCUUCUCCGUUAUCGAUCCAGCAUACCCCCCUGAGAGACAGAUCAUUUAUCUCGAUGUUGCACGGCCUCGAGCUUUGAUAAACAUCGAGAAGGCCACUCAAGACGCUGGUGAGCUCGCCGACUCGGUACGCGCAUUUAUUGAUCAAAAUCUAGAGCUCAGGACGGAGGUCCCUGCUCUAGUUCUACACGGCGAUGGCACUCUAGAAGGAGGUUCCGUUAACGGUGUAUCUGUCUUGGAAAAGCAAACAUCUCUCAAGUCAACCCCAGUUGGCGUCGUUGUCGGACCUGACUCCGCACCUACUCUCUCCUUUACCUCCGGAUCCGAAGGCCGUCCAAAGGGUGUUAAGGGAAGACACUUCUCUCUCGCCUACUACUUCCCAUGGAUGUCUAAGACGUUCAAACUCACCCCAGAUGACCGAUUCACCCUUCUCAGCGGUAUCGCACACGACCCGGUACAACGUGAUAUUUUCACACCCCUUUUUCUGGGUGCCCAACUCAUAGUCCCAUCGCGAGAAGAUAUCCAGAAUGAGCGUCUAGCAGAAUGGAUGCGUGAAUAUAAGGCAACAGUAACCCAUUUAACACCAGCUAUGGGUCAGAUCCUAGUCGGUGGAGCUACUGCUCAAUUCCCGUCGUUGCAUCAUGCGUUCUUCGUCGGUGAUGUCUUGAUUAAACGAGAUUGCCGAUCUCUUCAGAGCUUGGCGCCAAAUGUUAACAUUGUUAACAUGUAUGGUACCACCGAAACUCAGCGUGCUGUGAGUUAUUUCGAAAUCCCUUCCUCGGUAGAGCAAGUAGGAUAUCUCGAUACCGUGAAGGAUGUCAUCCCAGCAGGAAAGGGCAUGGUAGAUGUUCAGCUACUCGUCGUCAACCGAUUCGAUCGAACUAAAUUAUGUGCCAUUGGCGAAGUUGGAGAGAUUUACGUCCGAGCUGGUGGUCUUGCGGAAGGCUAUCUAGGUUCCCCUGAAUUGAAUGAAAAGAAGUUCAUCCCUAAUUGGUUCGUCGACCCUCAAACCUGGAAAGACAAAGAAAAGGAGCGCGCCGCUUCCUCCAACGAACCCUGGAGGGAAUUCUACGUUGGACCCCGAGAUCGUAUGUACCGCAGCGGUGAUCUGGGUAGAUACACUCCCACGGGUGAUGUUGAAUGCUCUGGAAGGGCUGAUGACCAAGUUAAGAUCCGUGGAUUCCGAAUCGAGCUAGGCGAAAUUGACACACACCUAUCUCGACAUCCUCUUGUUCGAGAGAAUGUGACACUGGUCAGACGAGACAAGUUCGAGGAGCCAACCCUAGUCAGCUACAUUGUGCCUCAAAUGGGUAAAUGGUCUUCAUGGUUAGAGCAAAAGGGGUUGAAAGAUGACACCUCAGCUGAGGGUAUGGUCGGAAUGCUGACUCGCUUCCGACCCCUUCGUGACGAUGCGAGGGAAUAUCUCCGUGGGAAACUUGCCUCCUACGCAGUCCCAACCGUCAUCAUCCCUCUACGAAGGAUGCCACUGAAUCCGAAUGGGAAAAUAGACAAACCAGCCCUUCCCUUCCCGGACACCGCUGAGCUCAGCGCUGCUGCUCCCCGCCGUCGUUCUUCAGUUCUUCAGGAGCUUUCAGACACUGAGCAAGAAGUAGCAAAGAUGUGGGCAAAGCUUCUCCCCAACAUCACCGCAAGAAUGAUUGGACCAAAUGACUCAUUCUUCGACCUCGGUGGCCACAGUAUCCUUGCGCAGCAGAUGUUCUUUGAACUCCGCAGGAAAUGGAGAAGCGUGGACAUUAGCAUGAGUGCUAUUUUCCGAAGCCCAACGCUUAGGGGUUUCUGUAAUGAAAUCUCGCGUAUCCAAGACAGCCAUUCGUUGACUGCCGACAAUCAAAGCCAGGAUGCCGAAGCUGCACAAGCCGAGAAGGUUGUUGCGGACGAAUACUCGAAAGAUGCUAAGGAGCUUGUUGACAAACUCCCUGCCAAGUUUACUUCCUCGGCUGAAACUACAUUGAAAGAAGGAUCAACGGUAUUUUUGACCGGUGCCACUGGUUUCCUUGGAGCAUAUAUCCUCCGCGACCUGCUCUCAAGGUCCAACCCCUCCCUCAAAGUGGUUUGCCUCGUGCGUGCUAAAUCUGCACAGCUAGCUCUUGAGCGUAUCCAGUCAACCUGCAAGGCUUAUGGAUUCUGGUCAGACUCAUGGACCAGCCAACUCGAGUGCAUCCAAGGUAACCUAGGAAAUGAAAAUCUCGGUCUCUCCAUGGAUCUUUUCAACGAUCUUGCAAACCGCGUGGACAUAGUAAUCCACAACGGUGCGCUUGUUCACUGGGUUUACCCCUAUUCCAACCUCAGGGGUCCUAAUGUUCUUGGAACUGUUGAUACUCUGCGCCUUUGUGCUACCGGGAAACCCAAACAAUACGCCUUCAUCAGUUCUACAAGUGUGUUAGAUACUGACUAUUAUGUGCAAGAAUCCGAGAGAAUUAUUGCCGAUGGUGGAUUAGGUAUUAGUGAAGCUGACGACCUUGCUGGAAGCAGCCAGGGGCUCGGUACUGGAUAUGGACAGAGUAAAUGGGCUGGAGAAUUCCUUGUUAGGGAGUCUGGAAAGAGAGGCCUACGGGGCGCUAUUGUUCGCCCCGGAUAUGUGACCGGAGACUCAACAUCAGGAAAUACUAACACUGAUGACUUCCUUAUCCGAAUGGUCAAGGGAUGUAUCCAACUCUCAUCACGACCGAAUAUUCACAAUACCAUAAACAUGGUGCCUGUGGAUCAUGUAGCACGAGUUGUCGUUGCUUCAGCCUUCCAUCCUCCAAAGCCAGAGCUUUCUGUUGCACAUGUCACCAGCCAUCCUCGUCUACGUUUCAACCAGUUCCUCGGCACACUACAAACGUAUGGCUAUGACGUUCCGCAAGUCGAUUAUGUGCCAUGGUCCAGCUCGCUGGAACAAUACGUGAAUGAUUCUCAGAACUCGGUUUCUCAGCACGCAUUGAUGCCACUAUAUCACUUUGUUACUGCUGAUCUCCCAUCGAACACCAGGGCGCCAGAAUUGGAUGAUGCCAAUGCUUCGGCAUCCCUUAAAUCAGACGCUAAAUGGUCUGGAGUUGAUGCUUCUACCGGCAGUGGUGUGACUGAAGAACUCAUGGGUCUUUAUCUCGCGUAUCUCGUCGCAAUCGGAUUCCUUUCGCCGCCACCUGCAGCUGGGGCCAAGCCUCUUCCCGCUGUUAGCCUUUCUGAUGCGCAAAAGGCUGCUCUUGCCAGUGUGGGCGGUCGUGGUGGUGCUUCUUAG
Messenger RNA from Arthroderma uncinatum, 4251 nucleotides. Its product is annotated as L-aminoadipate-semialdehyde dehydrogenase large subunit. The record is from RefSeq and is a predicted model, not a curated record. Bases 1 to 4251 code for a protein of 1416 amino acids. Lineage: Eukaryota; Fungi; Ascomycota; Eurotiomycetes; Onygenales; Arthrodermataceae. Gene Ontology annotation, biological process: L-lysine biosynthetic process. Gene Ontology annotation, molecular function: L-aminoadipate-semialdehyde dehydrogenase [NAD(P)+] activity. The transcript has 3 exons.